AUGGCAGCAAGAAAUGAUGCAGUAGAAAAGUACAAAUUAGUACUUUUAGGAGAACAGAGCGUCGGCAAGACGUCGCUGCUUUCUAGAUUUAUGUACGAUUCGUUUGAUUCCCAAUAUAAGGCCACCAUUGGUAUCGAUUUCAUGUCCAAGACCAUGUACCUUGCCGACCGCACAAUACGGCUCCAACUGUGGGACACUGCAGGCCAGGAACGGUUCCGGACCUUGAUUCCGUCCUACAUUCGGGAUUCGCAUGUUGCGAUUGUAGUUUACGAUAUUACGAGUCGUCAAUCAUUCAACGAUGCUGCGCGGUGGAUUGAAGAUGUACGGACAGAACGUGGCGACCAAGUGAUUAUUGCGCUAGUUGGUAACAAGACGGAUCUGAGAGAUGAGCGCCAGGUUACAGUGGAAGAAGGAGAAGCUAAAGCUAGAGAACUUGGGAUUUUGUUUAUGGAAACUAGUGCAAAACUUGGAUACAAUGUUAAGGCUCUGUUUAAGAAAGUGGCAGCUGAACUGCCUGGCUUGGAAACUGAUCGUCAUGAAGAGCCUGAAUUGAUUGAUGUGAGCAUUGAUACGAAUAAGACUCCAGUAAAUGCAGAGGGAUGCAACUGUUGA
Molecule: messenger RNA, 612 nt
Organism: Magnusiomyces paraingens
Lineage: Eukaryota; Fungi; Ascomycota; Dipodascomycetes; Dipodascales; Dipodascaceae
Exons: 5
Coding region: 1-612 (203 amino acids)
Molecular function (GO): GTPase activity; GTP binding
Source: RefSeq, a predicted model, not a curated record